This is a messenger RNA of Aaosphaeria arxii CBS 175.79, 1080 nucleotides long. RefSeq names its product ankyrin. Lineage: Eukaryota; Fungi; Ascomycota; Dothideomycetes; Pleosporales. Gene Ontology annotation, molecular function: protein binding. The record is from RefSeq and is a predicted model, not a curated record. The coding region runs from base 97 to 975 and encodes 292 amino acids. The transcript is spliced from 2 exons.
CCUUAUUGCCUGCGCACUCUAUCUGCAUUGCACCGCCUAAGCGUCGCAGGUGUCACGUUGCUAUAUACCCAAAAAUAUCCUUCUUUGGUGUUGAACAUGCUCCGAAGGCUCGUUACUCGCUCGUAUGGUGUCGCCAGAAUCUACGAGGAGCUAAAAGCGCUUGCCGCUAAAGGGAAUCUUGAUAAGUUCAAAGAGUGUAUGCAGAGAUGCGAUUCCAUCAAAAGCACGAAGUGGGAUUGGCUUGGUAUACGAGAAUGGGGAAAUGUCCCCUGUGCGGACAGUAAGACUAUGAUGCUGCACGAGGUAUUGAUGGUUGCUGCCGAAGCGGGGAGAUCGGAGAUUGUCAAGUAUUUGAUGGAAGAACGAGGCUGCGUGGUGUUUUUGAGCGCUGCUUUGGUCGCUCUUCACAACCAUCGAUGGCCAGUUCUAGAGCUAUUUCUGGACAAUGGAGGGGAUAUCAACUAUCUUUACAACAACAUGUAUCCGUUUCUCAGGCAUGCUCUCGAUUCAGUCGAACAGACCGCGUGGUGCCUCGAGCAUGGAGCAGAUCCUAUCGGCCGGACAGCUGCACAUGAUAAGACGGUCGCGGGACUUGCCGCUGAAUGCGCUCCGUUGCCUGUCAUCAAGCUAUUGCGGAAAUAUGGUACCGACUACACUCAGACCGAUGCAUUGCAAAUGGCUGCCGCUGGUUUGGUUCCUAAUCGCCUUGCGGUUAUGGAGUACCUUGUACAUGAGGCAAACUUUCCCAUCGACCAAUUGGAGUUGGAAUAUUUUCCUUAUGCGUUCAAGGCCUACGCCGGCAAUGGGCUUGGAACUGCUUUGCAUGCUGCUGCAAGGCAUGGAUGUCAGGAGGCUAUCGAAUUUCUACUGCAAAACGGUGCGGAUCGUGACAAGGUGGAUACAAAAGGCCGCAAGCCAAUUGACCUAGCCCGAGAAAAUGGAUUUGAUGCUGGAGUGCGAUUGCUUAGUCAAUGAAGGCUAAGUUUGGAUGGAUAUUGACUUUUGAACGCCAUACUCACACCUGUGAUGAACUGAAUGAUGAUUAUAUGAAAUGGGAUUAUCCUGCGUCGUUGAUCGAGG